GCGCUUUAAAACACACCGAGGAGAGAAGAGAGGAAGAAGAAGAAGGAGAGGAACCGGGAGAGGACUUAUAGCGGAGAGAGGAGAGACGGCUCACCGGAGGAGGAGGAGGAGGAAGAGGAGGAUCUCUGUUUCUCAUCCUGCAGCCUCAGACACCUCAGACACCUCAACCUCAUCCAGGUGUUGCACUGAAGCGCGAGCCCCUCGUGUGGAUGGAAAGGCUCGAGGAGGACGCUUGAUCCUGUCCUUUGAUUUCUUCCUCCAGCUCGAGACCACGUCGUCUCCAUCACCGGAUUGCUGCUGACCUCACCGGAUCUUGUUGUUUUUCUUUAUGUGGCAUUGUUCGUGAACGUUACAGGAAUUACCGUGAUUGUAUUGCUCUACGGUGGUGCGCGUAAAGAUGCGAAUAUAAGCGCAUCCAGGUGUGCCAAACGACGCGCGAGGCAUAUUAUUGUUUUUGGAGGUGGUGUUGGUGGUGUUGGGGGGGGGUUUAAUUUAAACAUUCCUGACACCACGUGCACCCCACCAAAAAAAAAAAAAAAAAAACCUCCGCCUUGUUUUUCUCCCCGGUUCUCCGGUUCUCCGGUUCUCCGGUUCUCCGCGGCACCCUGAUGGUGCGGAAAGGUCGCGGGCGCACGGCGGUUCGAGCUGCCUCUUCGCUUGGACACGCAGCAUCAGCACCAUCACCACGGAGACGCAUGAUGGGUGCAUGAUGAUGAUGAAGAUGAUGGUGAUGAUGGUUCUCGGUUAAUCCUGGAGAUGCUUCUUCUUCUUUUUCCACUGGAGUCGGAUUUAUGUUGCUGUUUCUUCCUUCAGUGGAACCGUUCGCGUGACGGUGAUGACCUCCAUCUCCAUCUCCAUGCGCGCAUCCUCUCGAUGCGCACGAGAGGUCUUCUUCUUCUUCUCCCCAAAACCACUGAGAUAACUCAGAAGAACCGGGGAGGGAGGGGGGGGCAGUAAACCGACACACACACUAACGGAGAGGAGAGGAGGAGAACAACAAGAGGCUGUUCAGGUGCGUGAUGGAGCUGUCCGAGGUGCGGUGCUCCAGCGCGAGCGAGGAGCUGUACACCAUCAACAAGACCUCGAGCAGCAGCAACAACAGCAACAGCAGCGGCGGGAGCGGCGGGAGCGGCAGCGGCAACGCGCGACCCAAACGGCUGCUGUGGCAGAACGCGGUGCGGCACAUCACCGAGCAGCGCUUCAUCCACGAACAGAGCGGUGGAUGCGGCGCGGUGAAGGACGAGUCGAGCGGCGGAGACGACGCGCGGAAGCAUUCAGCGGGCCGCGCGUCGGUGUCGCUGGGAGAGCGGCACAACAACGGCGGCACCAAGGUGUUCCCGGCGGAGCGCGCGGCCAGCAGCGACCUGGGCUUCCUGCAGAUCGACUGCGCGCCGAGCAACUCGGACUUCUUCCUGAACUGGGGCUACACGUACCGCGGCGUCAUCUUCCCGACGCUGCGCAACGCCUUCAAGUCGCGCGACCUGGAGCACCUCUACCAGCGCUACUUCCUGGGCCAGAGGCGCAAGUCGGUGGUGGUGAUGAACAUCCUGGACGUGGUGACGAAGCUCACCUUGCUGGUGCUCCACCUCACCUUGGCCUCGCACCCGAUGGACCCCAUCAAAGGCACGCUGCUGGGCUUCUUCACGGGCAUCGAGGUGGUGAUCUGUGCCUUAGUGGUGGUGCGGAAGGACACCACGUCGCACAGCUACCUGCAGUACAGCGGCGUGGUCACCUGGGUUGCCAUGGCGACGCAGAUCCUGGCGGCCGGGCUGGGCUACGGGCUGCUGGGUGAUGGAGUCGGAUACGUGCUCUUCACGCUGUUCGCCACCUACAGCAUGCUGCCGCUGCCGCUCACCUGGAGCAUCAUGGCCGGGCUGCUCACCUCCGGUCUGCACAUCGUAGUCCAGAUGCUCAUCUCCCAGAAUGCACCGCUCUCUACCAACCAGGUAGCGGCCCAGGCCGUGUUGUUCCUGUGUAUGAACACUGCUGGGAUAUUCAUCAGUUACCUGUCUGACCGGGCUCAGCGCCAGGCCUUCCUGGAGACGCGGCGCUGCAUCGAGGCUCGGCUGCGACUCGAGACGGAGAACCAGAGACAGGAGAGACUGGUGUUAUCAGUCCUGCCACGUUUUGUAGUUUUGGAAAUGAUCAACGACAUGACAAAUGUAGAGGACGAACACCUCCAGCACCAGUUUCACAGAAUCUACAUCCACCGCUAUGAGAAUGUCAGCAUUCUUUUCGCAGAUGUUAAAGGCUUCACUAACCUCUCCACGACGCUGUCGGCGCAGGAGCUGGUGCGAAUGUUGAAUGAACUCUUUGCACGCUUCGACCGCCUCGCACACGAGAACCACUGUCUACGAAUAAAGAUCCUGGGGGACUGUUACUACUGCGUGUCCGGUCUACCUGAGCCCAGACAGGACCACGCCCACUGCUGUGUGGAGAUGGGCCUCAGCAUGAUCAAAACCAUCAGAUAUGUGAGGUCACGUACGAAACACGACAUCGACAUGCGUAUCGGGAUCCACUCGGGCUCCGUGCUGUGCGGCGUGUUGGGACUCAGGAAGUGGCAGUUCGACGUCUGGUCCUGGGACGUGGACAUCGCCAACAAGCUGGAGUCUGGAGGGAUCCCAGGGAGGAUUCACAUCUCCAAAGCGGCUCUGGACUGUUUGAACGGCGACUACGAGGUGGAGGAGGGCCACGGGAAGGACCGCAACGACUUCCUCCGCCGCCACAACAUCGAGACGUACCUCAUCAAGCAGCCGGAGGAGAGCAUGCUCAGCCUGCCGGAGGACAUCAUGAAGGAGUCGGCCACUUCGUCCGACCGCCGGGCCAGCAGCACCACCUUCAACGAAGCGUCCUGGAGCCCGGAGCUUCCCUUCGACAACAUCGUGGGGAAGCAGAACACUCUGGCUGCCCUAACGAGAAAUUCGAUAAAUCUGCUUCCAAACCAUCUCGCACAAGCUUUGCAUGUCCACUCUGGUCCUGAGGAAAUUAACAAGCGAAUAGAGAGCGCCAUCGACUUACGGAGUGGCGAUAAGUUGAGAAGAGAGCAUAUCAAGCCUUUCUCACUGAUGUUUAAAGACUCCAGCCUGGAAGAGAAGUACUCCCAGAUGAGGGACGAGGUGUUCAAGUCCAACCUGGUGUGCGCCUUCAUCGUGCUCAUCUUCAUCACCACCAUCCAAAGCCUGCUUCCCUCUGCCAGGAUGGUAACCAUGGUGAUCCAGUUCUCAAUCCUCAUCGUCCUCCAUUCCUGUCUGGUCCUAGUUACGACAGCGGAAGACUACAAGUGUCUGCCUCUGGUCCUGCGCAAAGCCUGCUGCUGGAUCAACGAGACCUACGCAGCGCGAAACGUCAUCAUCUUCAUCUCGAUCCUCAUCAACUUCCUGGCGGCCAUGAUCAAUAUACUGUGGUGCGACUUCGACAAGUCCAGCACCUUAAGGAACCAGACGUACAACGAGUCGGCCUCCAUCCCAGACAUCUGCUUCUACCCAGAGUAUUUCGUGUUCACGGGGGUCCUGGCGAUGGUGACGUGUGCCGUGUUCCUGCGGCUGAACUCGGUGUUGAAGUUGGCGGUGCUGCUGGUGAUGAUCGCCAUCUACGCGCUGCUGACCGAAGCUUUCUACACCUCGCUGUUUGUUCGCUACGACACCGUCCACCACAACACAGAGAACUUCCUGGGGACCAAAGAGAUCUUGCUCCUGAUGGCCAUGUUCCUCCUCGCUGUGUUUACCCACGGCCAGCAGCUGGAGUACACGGCCCGGCUGGACUUCCUGUGGCGCGUCCAGGCCAAAGGGAUCAACGAGAUGAAGGAGCUGCGAGAACACAACGAGAACAUGCUGAGGAACAUCCUGCCCAGCCACGUGGCCCGACACUUCCUGGAGAAGGACCGGGACAACGAGGAGCUGUACUCGCAGUCCUACGACUCCGUGGGCGUGAUGUUCGCGUCCAUCCCGGGCUUCGCUGACUUCUACUCCCAGACCGAGAUGAACAACCAGGGAGUCGAGUGCCUCAGGCUCCUCAACGAAAUCAUCGCCGACUUCGACGAGCUGCUCGGAGAGGAUCGUUUCCAGGACAUCGAGAAGAUUAAGACGAUCGGCAGCACCUACAUGGCUGUCUCCGGCCUGUCGCCUGAAAAACAGCAAUGUGAAGAUAAAUGGGGUCACCUGUGCGCGUUGGCUGAUUUCGCCAUCGCCCUCAACGAGAGCAUCCAGGAGAUCAACAAGCACUCGUUCAACAACUUCGAGCUGAGGAUCGGUAUGGACCACGGCUCGGUGGUGGCGGGCGUGAUCGGUGCCAAGAAGCCUCAGUACGACAUCUGGGGGAAGACGGUGAACCUGUCCAGCCGGAUGGACAGCACGGGGAUCAGCGGCAAGAUCCAGGUGCCCGAGGACACCUACCUGAUCCUGAAGGAGCGCGGCUUCGCCUUCGAGUACCGUGGCGAGAUCUACGUGAAGGGCAUCAGCGAGCAGGAGGGCAAGAUCCGAACGCACUACCUGCUGGGCCGCAUGCAGCCCAACCCGCUCAUCAUGCAGCCGCGCAAGAUAACCGGCCAGUACUCGCUGGCGGCCGUGGUGCUCGGCCUGGUGCAGUCGCUCAACAGGCAGAAGCAGAAGCAGAUCCUAAACGAGAACAACAUCGGCAUGUUGAAGGGUCACCACCACUACAACCGGAGGACGUUGUUAGCCGCCCGGUAGCUCCGAGGUGGGCGGGGGGGUGCAUCACACCGAAGCAGCUGAUAAGACUGAGCUGUCCUGAAGAGCGGACUGGAGUUUUAGUUCCACGCGGGUUUCUCAGAGGCAGAGCCGCUCUGCAGGCAAACACCAUCCCAGUGGUUGAGUUAAACUUCGGUGGUGAGUAACGUUAGGACUCAGAAAAGCAGGCGGACGUUCUUCAGGAGUCGUAGCGAGUUUAGUAUUUGAGUACUGAAAGCUCUGCCGGUUCCAGACCGCUGAAUGGCUGCACGUAUCUCUGAUAUUUUACAGCAGUUCAUAGGUGUUGUGUUCAGUUGUUUCCACGGUUGGAACAACAGCUGACCCAUCAGAGCUUUGUAGGCAAGGUUAAAAACUGGGGUAUCAUGUUCCUGUACCGGAGCCAGAAUCCAUUCUAAUGCAACUUCUGUUUUGACUGACAGUGGUGUCAGACAUCCGUCGCUACUUGUUAGGGUAAAGUGGAAUCCAUUAUUAUGUUUCAGCCAACCCUUCUGACCCCUAACGCUUCAAUUAUGGUUCUCCAAAGAUAUUCGUAAACGUUACUGCAGGUCUACGCAGAAGGUUAGGAGUUAUGGGGUGUAGAGUACGACUCCCAUAUCACAAAAAGCACAGUUUGUGAAACUUUUUACAAUGGUGUCACACUAUUCCACUGAUCUACAGGUGGCAGUAAUGUACCGAGAAACACCGCAACGCACCAACAAAGGCAAAGAAGAUGAAGACUGCCAGCUAAUAUCCAGGGAUGCUAACAAUGCAGGUUUCAAAUUUAAGAAAAAUUGACUUAUGAAGGAAGGAGUUUGAUAGAUCUCAAGGAUACACACAGUGUGUUUUAGUGAGAAACACUCAAUGCAAACAAAAAAAAGUUGCUACAUACUCAUUUCGGAUGAGUUGGUUGUUGAGAUUAACUACAUGUACAGGCAAUAGACUGUAUAUAUAAGGAUGGACGACGCGUCUCCACUUCCUCCAAAUGUACAAAAGUGAAGCUAUAAACAUCCCGGAUAUGGGAGCUGCCAUCUCGUCAUUUGGAGCCAAAGUCUCACGGCAGUUCGGGAAAUUUAAUCUAUUCGUGUACACAAAUUUCCCUUUUUUUUUCAUGACACUCAGCACAACUUUCAACAACGUAUUUUUUGGGCAAAUUUCCACUCCAG
Messenger RNA from Sebastes umbrosus (honeycomb rockfish), 5848 nucleotides. It is a transcript of the gene adcy8, whose product is annotated as adenylate cyclase 8 (brain). Gene Ontology annotation, cellular component: plasma membrane. Gene Ontology annotation, biological process: intracellular signal transduction; adenylate cyclase-activating G protein-coupled receptor signaling pathway; cAMP biosynthetic process. Gene Ontology annotation, molecular function: adenylate cyclase activity. Lineage: Eukaryota; Metazoa; Chordata; Actinopteri; Perciformes; Sebastidae. The record is from RefSeq and is a predicted model, not a curated record.